Molecule: messenger RNA, 2431 nt
Organism: Hermetia illucens (black soldier fly)
Lineage: Eukaryota; Metazoa; Arthropoda; Insecta; Diptera; Stratiomyidae
Product: dihydrolipoyllysine-residue succinyltransferase component of 2-oxoglutarate dehydrogenase complex, mitochondrial
Exons: 8
Coding region: 154-1629 (491 amino acids)
Biological process (GO): tricarboxylic acid cycle
Cellular component (GO): oxoglutarate dehydrogenase complex
Molecular function (GO): dihydrolipoyllysine-residue succinyltransferase activity
Source: RefSeq, a predicted model, not a curated record
CGUCUGACAGCUGCUCGUGCCAUUUCGUUGCCAGGCUGACUGCCAAGUGAUGUACGACGGUGCAAUUCCUUCAUGCACCUUUCUAUUCUUGUAAUCCGGCGGCGAUAGAAAGUGAAAUUCGUGUGAUUAGUGUGCUCCACCUAAAUUGUAUCAAUGGCUGGAAUAUUUUCAAUGGCAUCGCGCCGAUUACCGCGGCACGUGCUGAAAUUGGGUGUUCGUCUUUUGCGUGAAGUUGAGGUUAAGGAAGGAUGCGGCCGAAUCGAACGAGUGGCCUUGAUUCGAAUGCUUUCAGGAUCGCCUGCUGGACAGGAGAAUGUGCCUGGUCAGUUCGCUGCCAAUCGAAAGAUCCUCGCCCGACAAUGGCCUGGCGACCGACAAUUUCACACUUCCAGUGCCUUACUCGAAGUUGUGAAGGUUCCUCCGUUUGCGGAUUCCGUCUCAGAGGGUGAUGUCAAAUUCACUGUUAAAGUCGGCGAUGCAGUUAAAAUGGAUGAUGUUGUGAUGGAAAUCGAAACAGAUAAAACAACGGUAAGUGUUCCAUGUCCCUGUCACGGUAUUAUCGAGGAGAUCUACGUUCAAGACGGUGAUACCGUCAAAGCAGGUCAACAGCUUUUCAAAGUUAAGAAAACGGAUGGACCACCAGCUGCUGCCGCGAAACCAGCAGCCGCAUCUGCACCACCACCACCAAAACCUGCUGCCGCUGGUCCUCCUCCACCGCCAACUCCGAAACCUGCAGCGGCUGCACCCCCACCGCCGCCACCACCACCAGCUGCCCGUCCCCCACCACCACCACCAGCUGGUCAUCCGCCACCACCAAAACCAAGUGCGCCUUCAGCUCAAAUUCCAGUGGCAGCGAUACGACAUGCUCAAGGCAUCGAAGCUUCAGUUAAGGUACCCCCAGUAGACUAUUCCCGCGAAAUCACUGGUACGCGAACCGAACAACGCGUUAAGAUGAAUCGUAUGCGGCAGAAGAUCGCCUCCCGAUUGAAGGAUGCACAAAACACGAAUGCCAUGUUGACUACAUUUAAUGAAGUUGACAUGAGUGCUAUCAUGGAUUUCAGGAAGGGUAACCUGGAAGCAUUCCAAAAGAAAUAUGGCAUUAAGUUUGGCUUCAUGUCAGUGUUUACGAAAGCAUCUGCAUACGCUUUGCAAGAUCAACCUGUUGUGAAUGCUGUUAUAGAUAAUAAUGAAAUAGUUUAUCGGGAUUAUGUCGACAUAUCAGUUGCAGUUGCCACGCCAAAAGGCUUGGUGGUGCCCGUAAUCCGAAAUGUCGAGAGCAUGAAUUACGCUGAUAUCGAAAUUGCAUUGGCUGCCCUCGGCGAUAAGGCAAGGAAAGGUGCAUUAGCUGUCGAAGACAUGGACGGUGGUACUUUUACUAUUAGCAAUGGCGGAGUAUUCGGAUCUUUGAUGGGCACUCCAAUCAUCAAUCCACCACAAUCUGCUAUUCUCGGCAUGCACGGCAUCUUCGAGCGGCCCGUUGCUGUUAAAGGACAAGUUGUAAUUCGUCCGAUGAUGUACAUAGCUCUUACUUACGAUCAUCGCCUUAUUGAUGGACGCGAGGCCGUUAUGUUCUUGCGUAAAGUUAAAGCCGCUGUGGAAGAUCCAAGGAUUAUCCUUCUUGGGCUCUAAGUCUUCAAAAGUUGGAAAAAUCAUUUCACCUUCGAGAAAAUAAAUUAAUGAAGUUGAAAAAAUUAAAUGUAUUAUUUUUCCUCUCAAGCAAAAUUCACGAAACUCAAAUUCUCAUAACUCUCAAUGAUGAAUAGCGUGCGUUAGUCCUACUCUUGAUAGUUUAUCAUCGAACGAAUCGAACUUGAAGAUAAGCGUGUUGCGCUCUUAAGCUGACGGUAGCAGCAGGAGAUAUCCUCGCUAUCGAGCUCCACUUAACUUUUGAUAGCGUCGUUUUAUUUUAUCUAUAGAAAUUAAAUGUAAGGUGCUGCAAUGUAAAAGAAACGUUUUAUCUGUAAGAUAAUCGGAUGACUAGCUAUUCGCCUGAAACGAUAUUAAACCAAAAUGAAACUAAAUAUUUACCGAUUUGUAAAGUUGUUUUUUUUUCUUUCAUUCAACGCUAACGACAUUUUGGAGACUCACUCUACUUUGCGUUUUUUGAUGAACUAAUGCUGCCAUUUGAUAUGUACGUCCUUAAUUAUUGAAUAUUGUGUUGUAGUCCUGUUUUGAUGUUCGUUAUUUUCACUGAAAGAAUUUAUUUGGUCAAAUAAUGCUAGUACUUUAUGUGGCCACUCCUUUGUUUUGUAUAUGGUACGAAGAUCGUAGUAAUUAAGCUAGUCCCAUCUCCCCCAGUUAACGAAACUACACGGCCCUACGCGCCGCGCAGCAAAUAUUAUUAGAUAUUCACUGUUCUCUAGGAUAAUCCUCAAUGUAACAAUAUGUACUAUUGAUGAAAGUCAACACAUAAUAAAACAAAUUGUUUAGA